AUGUUACCCUUUUUAAUGAAUAUAAUUUGGCUUAUAAAUUUUUUAAGUAUAAAAGAAAUAGAUUCUUCGUGUUUUGUAAAGAAAUAUGAAGAAAAACAAUAUAUAAAAGAAUUAAAAGAACUCUAUAAUGAUAUUAGCAAUACAGCUCUUAUAAACUUAUUAUGUAAGUUUAUCAUUGAGUAUCCAAUUAAUGCUGUUUUAAAUUCUUUUAAUAAUAAUAUC
Molecule: messenger RNA, 222 nt
Organism: Hepatospora eriocheir
Lineage: Eukaryota; Fungi; Microsporidia; Hepatosporidae
Source: the annotation of a GenBank genome assembly